Molecule: messenger RNA, 687 nt
Organism: Cordyceps fumosorosea ARSEF 2679
Lineage: Eukaryota; Fungi; Ascomycota; Sordariomycetes; Hypocreales; Cordycipitaceae
Product: Cutinase
Exons: 5
Coding region: 1-687 (228 amino acids)
Molecular function (GO): hydrolase activity
Source: RefSeq, a predicted model, not a curated record
AUGCUCGCCCCUCUCGUCGUUGCCUUUGCCUUGGCGUCCACUGCCACUGCCGCGCCGGUUCAGGCAUGUCCGGCACCCGCUCCAGAAUGCUCUUCGUACAGUAGGACCCGGGAAGCGAUUAUCAACGCACGCGGUACGACAGAGCCGCAGGGUGAAUCUGUCGGGUUCAAAACUAUGAACAAGAACAUCUUGACAACCCAUAAAGGCGGAGAGAUUUACAAUGUGGUUUAUGGUGCCACCUGGGACCAGAACAGCGCGCCGGGCACCCAAGAUGUUGGCAAAAUUCUCGCGAAGGACGCCUCGGAAUGCAUCAUCCUCGAGGGCUAUUCUCAGGGAGCAACCGUGGUCGUCGAUGCGCUUCCCAAGCUCACCGGCGCCGCCUUUGACGCCGUCAAGGGUGUUUUCCUCAUCGGCGACACGAGACGCCAGCCCGGCCUGGCGUGCAAUGUGGACAUGCAAGGCGGCGACAAGACGAAGGACACCUCGGGCAUCCUCUACGAAGAAGGAAAGGGCAUUCCCACGGGCUGGAUUGCCAAGUCUCUUGAUGUCUGCAACGUGGGCGAUUCUGUCUGCGAUGUCUCUGCUGGAAAUGGCACCGUACUUAUCACACCUGAGCACUUGGCCUACCCUACAGACGCAGGUCUGCAAAAGAUGGGAGCCGACUUUGUGCUAAAGAAGCUGGGUUGA